This is a messenger RNA of Myotis davidii, 851 nucleotides long. Its product is annotated as pulmonary surfactant-associated protein D-like. Bases 21 to 725 code for a protein of 234 amino acids. The record is from RefSeq and is a predicted model, not a curated record. The transcript is spliced from 4 exons. Lineage: Eukaryota; Metazoa; Chordata; Mammalia; Chiroptera; Vespertilionidae.
CACCAGGAGCUACAGGGAGAAUGGAGAUGCUGGAUGUCCCCAAAGAGGACAACGGUUCUGCUGGAGAACCUGGACCAAAGGGAGACUCAGGGCCACGUGGACCUCCGGGACCUGCAGGUGUGCGCAGGCUGUCUGGAAGAGAGGGUCUCUCAAGAAUACAGAGGGAUGUAGGACCCCAAGACAUCGCUGCUCUGAGGCAGCAGGUGGAGGCCUUGCAGGAGAUGGUAGGACACCUGCUGGGAGCCUUCCUUCAGUAUAAGAAAAUGGAGCUCUUCCCCAACGGCCGAGGUGUUGGCCAGAAGGUGUUCAAGACAUCAGGCUUUGUAAAGCCUUUUCAGGUGGCACAGGAAGUGUGCGCACAGGCCGGGGGGCAGCUGCCCUCCCCACGCUCUGCAGCUGAGAACGAGGCCUUGCAACAGCUGGUCGAGGUUGAGAACAAGGGUGCUGCGUUCCUGAGCAUGACUGACGCCCAGACGGAGGGCAGCUUCACCUACCCAGGAGGGGAGCCCCUGGUCUAUUCCAACUGGGCCUCCGGGGAGCCCAACAACUAUGGCGGCAAUGAGCACUGUGUGGAGAUGUACACCACCGGCAAGUGGAAUGACAGGCCCUGUGGAGAGAAGCGCCUUGUGAUCUGCGAGUUCUGUGUCUUUGGGAUGGGUGAGGCAGCCGACGUCCAGGAUCCUGUCCCGAACCUGUGUGCUGCCAACAUGACAAGGAAGAGCUGACAUCACUGUGGCUGGGCUUCUGCAUAGACCCCUGGGAUGAGGCCAGCCAAGGGCUCCCAUGGAACUCCUUUCUCAUAAUAAAAUACGAAACUGGCUUCACGCACUGGCUGCUCUGGCAGAGGAAUU